Doryrhamphus excisus (bluestripe pipefish) is the source of this 2908-nucleotide messenger RNA. RefSeq names its product transmembrane protein 53 (gene tmem53). Lineage: Eukaryota; Metazoa; Chordata; Actinopteri; Syngnathiformes; Syngnathidae. The record is from RefSeq and is a predicted model, not a curated record.
UUACAUGUUGUCAUAUUUGGAAGCAGGCAAAGAAAGAAGCGGUAACUUCCGGUAGAAGAGAGGCGAGGAACACUUUCAGUUUCGGUCUUCGGUCCUGUACAUAUGCGCUGUAUGUAUUUGCUUAGUCGUAUGGCUUAUUAUUAAUUUAACACACAACUUUAGACUUUUGCGGUUUAAAAUGGCAGACGAUGGAAUCGACUACAAUAUCGUGUUUCCCGACGCAGAGACUUCCGAGGCACAUUGGCAGGAAACAAAAGAGCCAGUGGUGAUAUUGCUGGGGUGGGCAGGCUGCAAAGACAAACAUCUCACCAAGUACAGCGCCAUCUACAACGAACAGGGAUGCGUCACUAUCCGCUACACGGCUCCUCUCAAGACAGUCUUCAUCUCGGAGUCGUUCGGAUACAAGGAACUGAAAAGCACAGCCCUCAAGUUGCUGGAGAUCCUCUACGACUACGAGGUGGAACACAGUCCUAUUUUCUUCCAUGUGUUUAGUAAUGGCGGCUUUAUGCUGUACAGAUACAUUGUGGAGCUCCUCCACAAGGACCAACAGUUUAGUUCUCUGUGUGUUGUCGGGGCCAUUGUGGACAGCGCCCCCGAUAGCGGGAACGUCCUCGGCGCUGUAAGGGCGCUGACCGUCACUUUGGGGCCGAAAGUAAGUCCCGUUUUGAAGUACCUCCUGCUCGCGCUCUUCGCAGUGGCUGUCUUCCUGUUACGAGUGGUGCUUUACCCGUUGACAAAGUACGUGCACAAGAACCACUACGACGCCGUGCGAGAGAGGCCGCCCACUUGGCCCCAUUUCUUCCUGUAUUCCUCAGCCGAUCAGGUCAUCAGGCCGAGCGACAUUCGUCUCUUUGUGGACACAUUGCGUUCCAAAGGCGUCCAAGUGGACGCGUGUGAUUUCGUGUCCAGCGCGCAUGUCCGUCACUUAUGGGAAUGGCCGGAGCGGUACCCGGGCAAGUGUCGGGACUUCCUCACGUCUUGUAUGAAGGACACGGACACGAGGAGAAGACACCGGCUGCAGGAUCACUGAAGAAUCGUUUCGUGGUCAUUUACUCCCAAAACAGUUGAAUCGAUUGAGUCGGAGAUGGAGUCGUUUGCCACUCAAGUGCUUUUUGAACAAAUCAGGUAGUCGCUACACUCUGGAUUAAUGUGACCUAAGGUGAUAAGAAGUUAUAGGAAGGUACAGCAGAAGACAGCUAUUUUUUUUUUAAGUAAAUAGAUUUAAGCCGUUCAAUGGGAAUGUUUAUUUUCCGUAGUCAUCUUCCGGAAAGGAAAAAUUCACACACAUCAGCUUUGCUUCAUCUGGCCCACGGCACAUUCUAAAAGUAUCAUUUAGCAAAAAAACACACAAAAAAGUGGAAAAAACUGCUGUAAAUUACCAAAAGUAAAGUCCUUCCUGCUGUAUGUAUUUAAAAAAAGUAGUAAUUUUAUCGGAAUAACAUCGUAAUACUAAGACCAACAUACCGUAUUAGCAUCAAGUUGAAACAUGGACUCCUCACAAAGGUUCAAACAUUUACUGUGACGUUUCUUUACGCCUUACAUUACAUAUUUACUCUUACUGUCUACUAUAUGGGCUAAUACAAGAUGAAAAGCCUCAUGGAAGUACGCUAUCCAGAAAAAAGCAACAACGUGUUAGUUAGUUAGCUAGUUAGUCUAUUAUCUUAUUUAUUUAUGUCAACUAUGUCUUCUUUUCUCUGAUUAUAUCGACUAUCUUGGCUAAAAUGAAUGUAAAGCUGACUAUAGGGGUGUUAUUUCGUGUCCAGAGGGCUCUAAUCACGUUAAAAACUAUAUUAGAAGAUUGUCAACAGGGUUUCUAUGCCGUAAGUAUGAAAAUAUUUCAUUUAUUAAUAUUGAAUCUCAUAUUUAAUCACUACAACAUUGAGGGGAAAAAAAGGUCACUUUCUAAACAAAGCUGUAAUAUUAUUAAUAUAGAAGAAUAUCAUGCGAUAUCAUGAGAGGCCCUCUGUUGAAAAAGUUAGGGCACCCUGGGCUAACCGAUGGCUGGAUUAGUUGUCAAGCGUCGGAUGAACGGAUGAAGGAAAUAAUCGUUAGCUCUACUUGAAAAUCGGUGCGUUUAUGUCUACGGAGGAUUGAAUGCGAUAAAGCGAAAUACAUCGUACGUUACAUCAUGACUUACAUAAAAUUGGAAUGAAGUCUUUAAAAAAAUGUAUCAUGGAUUCAUGAAAUAAAUGACUACUCGGUCAAAUAAUGACUUCAGUGUGUCAUGAAUGCCUUCAAAUAAGGACUUAAGUGUAGAAACGUAUUUCGUGAGGUCAUUAAUGGACCUUGAUGACUUUAUGUCACCUGUCAAAUCAUCAAAGUCAGUGGGCGGGGCUAAUGCAAAUUAAAAGUCGUGGAUUGUUUUUGGUCAGAAGCCUGGAAGUCUUCGGAAACAACCCUGGACUGGUGGCCAGCCAAUCACAGGGCACAUAUAGACAAACAACCAUUCACACUCACAUUCAUACCUAUGGACAAUUUGGAGUCGCCAAUUAAGCUAGCCUUUUUUUUAGUUGGGAACUGAUAUUUUCCUGAAACUUACCUAUGUUCGACUGCUGAUUACUAAACAAUGGAAAAGGUCGGAACAAUUUCUUUCUAAUGAAAGACAGCUGUCUAUUUUACGAGGGUGGGUUUGGAACCAUUCAUUCAUUUUAUCCUCACAAGGGUUGCGGGGGUGCUGGAGCCUAUCCCAGCUGUCUUGGGGCGAGAGGCGGGGUACGCCUUGGAGGGUGGCCAGCCAAAUGUGUAGAUGUGCAAAUAUACCAGUGUACAGUGACAGUUAUGAUGUCAAUACCAACAGAACUAAAUUCAUCACAUAGCAACUUAACACCCAAAAGGUGCACCUGAUACAAAGGUGCACCCUGGACUGGUGGCCAGCCAAUCACAGGGCACAUAUAGACAAACAACCAUU